Durotheca rogersii is the source of this 1131-nucleotide messenger RNA. RefSeq lists its product as uncharacterized. The transcript has a single exon. The coding region runs from base 126 to 956 and encodes 276 amino acids. Lineage: Eukaryota; Fungi; Ascomycota; Sordariomycetes; Xylariales; Xylariaceae. The record is from RefSeq and is a predicted model, not a curated record. Gene Ontology annotation, molecular function: ureidoglycolate lyase activity; ureidoglycolate hydrolase activity. Gene Ontology annotation, biological process: allantoin catabolic process.
AUCUUCUUCACGUUCCGGGCUGGGACACAUGUGGCUACCUGACAGACGACAAUGUCCGAAAUAAAAGAAUCUGAGAUACAUCUGCGUUGCCUAUGAGAGAUACAUUUUGAUCCCCUCUGAGCACCAUGAUUAUUCGCGUGCUCACCCUCUCGCAUCCCCUCACCAUCGUAGCCGAGCCUCUGACUGCCGUGGCCUUUGCCCCCUUCGGCGCCGUGCUUGCGAAUCCGGCCCCUGACGUUCAUCCCCAGCCGAAUGACGCCCAUACGAACCCUCCGCUUCUUCCUGAUUUUGGCGCUGUCUCUGCCAACCAGAGGACUGCCAUCCAAUAUCGGAAGAUUGCGCCGCCCCUAAGAAACUUAUAUGCCCAAUUCUCCCCCACUGCUGCUGCUGCUGUCGCUGCGGCUUCUUCUAGCAGCGAUAAGGCGGAUAAGGCAGAGAGGCUUCUCGGCGGCGAGCCACGCACCACCAUCUUCGUAUGCGGUGCGCGGCAGCUUGCCCCUGACCCGGAAAAUGGUACAGGAGACGGGGCAAGCCUACUCGAGGUCGGCCUGCUCGAGCGGCACCCUUUCACAACCCAGACUUUCGUGCCGCUAGGUGCCUCCGCCUCGAGCACGCGGUAUCUCGUCAUUGUCGCGCCGAGCCUACCCCCAGAUGACAGUGGCAACGAAAGGGACUCCUCACUGCCAACGCCACCUCGCAGCCACAAAGACGGGUUGCCAGGCCCCGGCAUGCCUGACGUACAGCAGCUGCGCGCGUUCGUAGCGACGGGCGCGCAGGCUGUGACGUAUGGCGCGGGGACGUGGCACGCGCCCAUGGCCGCCCUGGGAACCCCCGGGUCAGCUAUCGACUUCGUCGUCAUACAGUUCGCCAACGACGUCCCCAUCGAGGACUGCCAGGAGGUGGUGCUCGAGGGAGAAUGCGUGCGAACGAAGGUAGUUCCAACCCCUCAAGGAUAACGGUGUGGGUGCCGAAGGAGCCAUAGGAAUCGAUAAUUAGGUGUGCGAUCUGUUUGGUCCUCUACCAAGACUAUGAACUCGAGAUCCUCCCCUCCCCCCUUCCCCUCCCCUUCCCUCUCUUCCUGUCCGAGAUAAGGCGCCUGCGUGUCUAGCGACCUCGUUCGUUCUUUAAGGA